Molecule: messenger RNA, 3522 nt
Organism: Trichobilharzia regenti
Lineage: Eukaryota; Metazoa; Platyhelminthes; Trematoda; Strigeidida; Schistosomatidae
Source: the annotation of a GenBank genome assembly
AAAGUUAUCAGUAUGCAAAAGCACUAUGUCUAGUAUAACUAAUACAAGUGAAUGGUCUUUAUCAUCAACACUACCACAUAUAAUUCAUGCACUGCCUUAUUCAGAUUCAGUCAGACAGCGUCAAAAGCGUCGGCAAAAACAAUUAGAUCAUAAAAAGUAUGGGGAUGAUAGUGAUGAAUCAGAAUAUGAAGACGAAUGUGAAGAGGAGCAUAUAACCGACAUUAUACUGACAUUCGUAUUAGGAGUUGAUCCUAGAAGAUUAAUAAACAAAGAACCUGUAGUAAAUAGACCUAAAUCAUUUAAUUCAAGUUCAUCAAGUUCAAAUAAAGUACAUACUAACUUUAUGUAUUUCCACUUGGAAUUUUCAAUAUUAAAUCGAGAGGACUAUAUUUUUUCUACUGAUGUGGUAAUAUUUUCAAAAUCAAUUGCAAAAAUAUAUCCAACUAACUGUACAUCGAAAAUGACAACACCCUGUGAAUUCGAUAAGACUUUAUGGAUCACAUGGACUGAACAAAUACCAAUUGUAAUUACAGAUGAGACAAUUAUAAACUUUUGGAAUUUAACACAAAAUGGUGGUAUUCGAGUUAAAUGCUGGGAUCAACGAGAUAAAUGCUCUAUUCAAACGAGAUUUGACAGACCAAGAUCUGUAAGUGGUAAAAAUAAUAUGAAUAGUCAAGUAAACGACAAUUCAACAAAUAGUAUAGGACUAAAUGAUGUCCGGUCUACGAUAGAUGUACUGAAGACCUAUUGCAGAGAUUCAUCUAACAUGAAAAAGACAAGUUUCGAUGUUAAUCACAUUCAUACAGAGCAUGAAGAGACAUUAGAAGUAAAAAAGGAUACUAUAAAACAUAACAAUACAUCCCUUAGAACUCUGAGUAGUGCACAUAUUUUAACGAAUGUUAAUCAGAGAUCAGUAAAAAUGAGCAAAAUUGGAGAUUUUAUUGAUAACUGGGGUUCAUGUUGUUUAGUUCUACAAAGUGGACAUUUAUUCCGUUUGAAUCCACCAAAAUGGAUUGUAGCACGUAAACCAACAGUUUACAAUGUCCAUACAACUUCGAAACUACCUCCAUCGUCUUCAGUAAUUUUACAAAUAGACAAUAGUUUUGAAGACAUAUUGAUUGGUAUGAAGCUGACUACCUCACUAAUGUCUUUAUAUCAGCGAAGAAAAUUUAAACCUAUCAUAUUAACUAUAGACAAACUGCAUAAUCUCCCUGUGAUAUCACACAAAAGUUAUGAAGAAAUGAGAGACAUUUGUGAACCAGUAAGAUUGAUAACCAAAUUUUCAAAUAUCUGGAAUCAUCAGUCACGAGAGUAUUUUCAAGACAAAGAAGUAUACAUGGAUGAAGUACAAGUAAUUCUAACAAAUAAAGUUGAUUGCUCUCAAUUGCGUGAACUGAUUCAGACUACACCUAUAAUCAUUGACUUACAUGAUCGAGGACGUAAACCGGCUAAAAUGAACAAACCCAAAAGAAACGAUUUAGGUGGUUUAUUUUGUACCGAACCAAAUGAUGAUAAAAUCGGUGAAGUUCAACCAAAUUUACGGACAAACACCUUUUCAGUAGAAGAUACCGAUCAAAAAAAUGAUGAAACAAAUGAUGAAUCAAUAGAAUUUCCAACUGGAAGAAUCAACGUUGAUUUGAGCGAAAUGGUCUGGCUGAAAUGUGCCACCAUGAAACAAAAAUUACCGGUGUUACCAGUAAGCGAAUCUGACCUAGACUUACAUAAGUGCAGUAAAAGCAUUAAGGGGAACCCCAGGCAUAUUUCGCGAGAUUAUAUUGGUUACGUAGACUGGCAGUGUCACUUAUCGAUUGAAAUCGAGAUAAAUAUUAACUUAAAUGAGUUACUUCAGAUAAAUACUACGCCUGGAAAUGUGAAGACUUUUGAACGAAUGGUUUUCAUUUUGGAGAAAGCUGGAAGCAAUAAACAAGAUGUACAUUUUCCUGAAGUAGUCAAACAUAUCAAAUCAUUCGUUCUGAAAUCCAAUGCACAUCACCUAGGGAUAUCGGAAGACUUACCAGUGCACAUAAUACAAGCAAAUAUAAAUUCUAGGCAGUCACAAUAUAUUCCAUGCAUUUAUUCACGACCUUCAAGUUCAACAUCUUUAUAUUCUACUAAAAUAAAUAGUGAACAGGAUCAUUAUUUGAUGGAUCAGUUAGUAACAGGAUUUCAUUUGGUUGACGAAGACUUUGAUUUAAUUGUCCUUGAAACAGGUAAUAGCAAUAUAAGUAAGAAUUUAGAGGAAUUAUUUAAUAAGAGUUUGGAUACAUUCAGUAGCUAUUCAGUGCUUCAGUCUACUGAAGAAAAAAACUGUGUAAAGUGUUUGAAAAACAGUGGUUUGUUGUUUACAGAACGUUUAUAUGCACCACUAAACUGGUGUCUGCAAGAAAAUAUUAUGGCAGUUCCAAUGAGACAAAUAACUGGAAAUUCAAUACUGCAUAUAAGGGAUCUGUUACCCCGUUUAGCCUAUUGCGCCAUCAAUCGAAUUACAAGUCUAAGACUACACUGUCAAACUUUAUCAAGUAGUUUUCGAGCAAAUUUAUUCCCAACCUGUGAAAUGAUGAAGGCAUUAUUCAAAGAGUUUUGUGUAUCGUCACUUUUAACUAAUUUGAAAUCAUCUCCAAGGAGUUUAUCUAUCAAAUCAACGCAGUCAUCUCUGACAAAAAUCGAUACUGAUCAAGUUAGCCAGUAUAGUUUCACCGAUAAGAAUGAAGGUAAUAUUUUUCUAACAAAGGAUUUAAGCAAAAAUAAAAGAAGGUACUUGUCAAAAAGCUGUUCAACAAUGGAUAGAUCUUCAAAACGACCACUUUCAAAAGACAAGAGUUUUUACAAUUCGCUUAUAUUUGAUGAGCAUUACAACGAAAACAAAAAUAUCAUUUAUAAUUACAGUAUUCAAUCUCUUAAUUCGUCAGUAAUUUCAAAAAAUGAACUGUAUUAUGAAAUUCUAUCUAAGAAAGAAAAGUACGCUUAUUGUAAUGAUUAUUUACAUUCAGGAAGCUUCGAAUUAACCCAAGAAGAUUGGUAUAACAAUAAAGCAAUCAAAAGAAAAUUAGCUUUGAGCGCUAAAUCCUUUUUCAAAUCAAGUUCACGAAAUACUUCCAAGCGCAAAAAAGAGAGAAGGUGGAAUAAAUCAACAAAUCUGUUGUGUGAAAAUUCACCAUAUAUCUCAUUCAAAGCAAAACUUUGUCGAGACAUCAAUGAGAGCCAAAAGUCUGUUUGAAAAAAAAUUACGAUUAUUUUCACUCUCACUGUUGUUGAUGUUUGUAUUUUUUAAACAUAUUGUAUACUUAAUAUUUUAAGUAAUUUGAAUACGACAUGUACUGAAAGCAUUCAGCUUCAAAUUGUGGAUAGUCUGUAGUGGUCAUCAUUUAAGCAUAAACAUAUGGUAUAUAUUCCAUGAAGCCGUUCAAUGGUUACGUCAAAAGUCUUGCAUAUAAAAAAGAAAAGCACAAAGAAUAACAUAUGUGUAAAACUUGGGCACUGUGGUAGUAAGUAGUUCCAUAUUAGUUUGUUUAUUAGAUGUAU